Molecule: messenger RNA, 1332 nt
Organism: Paraglomus occultum
Lineage: Eukaryota; Fungi; Glomeromycota; Glomeromycetes; Paraglomerales; Paraglomeraceae
Source: the annotation of a GenBank genome assembly
AUGGACCCAAUCAAUAGACCCCAACCCUCGGCGUCAGGAUCGAUUAGUGUAACGCCCAACCAUCAACAAUUUGGCGGAGAUUCGCUAAUAUACCAAAGUCCACCUCCACCACAAGGAACAGCACAAUUGCAGGGGGAUGUGAACCCAUAUCAAUGGCUACAAUCACAACCAGGGCAACCACACGCUCCGCCUCCCGGGCCAGGGUUUCCCGCUUGGGAUGGGUUUCCAAAUGCGCAACCUCCACAACAUCAUCCUCUUCAGCACAGUCCGCAUGCCCCUCAUCCAUGGGAUUCGUCUAAUCCUCCGGCGCCUGCAGACGAAAGCGGAAAUUAUGGACAGCUCGGACAGCCCGGACAUCCGCAGCAACUCUGGCAGAAUCCGGUACAUCCCGGCGGUCGUGAGGGCGCAUCCGGACCACAUGGAAUUGGGAUUGGAGAUUUGAAUCAACCACUGGAUGGCACGUUAGAGGAAGAAAAAAGUAUUGCUUUCAAAGACCCUAAUCUGUCUAAGGAUGUUAUUAAAAUUUUAAGUAGAACUCUGUACGUCGGAGGAGUAACCCAGUCAACUACAAAAGAGCGACUCUGGGAAAUUUUUUCUCGUCAUGGGAAGGUUGUGAGUGUAACGCUUAAUUAUGACAAAAACAACGCUUUUGUAAAAAUGGAAACACGGAAUGCUGCCAUGCGGGCGAUUGCGGAUAAACGAGUCAAGGUUCGAUGGGGCGUAGGCUUUGGCCCAAAAGACUGCUAUAAUUUUACACAUGGCGAAUCGCUAAUUCCACUUGAUCGCCUAACAGAGACAGACCGGAAAUGGCUAUUGACGUCCAAAGUGGGCGGAACUGGUGGCCGACCCAUACUUGGCGGCAUUGUCCUUGAAGAACCAGAUAUUAUAGUCGGUGAAGGAUAUUCAAGUGGAUCGGCCAACAAACGAGUCAUAACGCAUUUCGGAGAUGGCAAGGGCAAGACUGGUACGAAGACUGAAGGUACGAGUACAAGCAGUAUGGAUGACGUUGUUAGUAUCAAUAGGGAAGAGAUAGAAAAUAAGAGCGAUGGCAUGGCUUGGAUGUCACCACAAGGCGAUGCAUCGAUAGAAUCCAUGAAUACGACGAGUCAAAUAACAGACAAUUCCGUCCUCGCGCCGUUGAUGCUCGCAACGCAAAAGAUUCACGAGACGCAAGAGACGCACGAGGUAAAAGAGACAAAAGAAAGCGGAGGGAUCGAUUACGAGGUGAUCAUUACAGUCCACCGCGAGACGAUACCUACAUACGUAAGAGGUCAAGAUGGGAAGGAAGUGGGAGUAGUAGCGGGAGUGGCAAGUGAGGAACAGAAUUCGUAA